Messenger RNA from Elephantulus edwardii (Cape elephant shrew), 1950 nucleotides. RefSeq names its product zinc finger protein 202 (gene ZNF202). Gene Ontology annotation, molecular function: RNA polymerase II cis-regulatory region sequence-specific DNA binding; DNA-binding transcription factor activity, RNA polymerase II-specific. Gene Ontology annotation, biological process: regulation of transcription by RNA polymerase II. The record is from RefSeq and is a predicted model, not a curated record. NCBI's taxonomy places the organism in Eukaryota, Metazoa, Chordata, Mammalia, Macroscelidea, Macroscelididae. The transcript is spliced from 6 exons. The coding region runs from base 1 to 1950 and encodes 649 amino acids.
AUGGCUACAGCCUUAGAAACAGAAGGCCAGCAUCCUUGUGAAAAAGAGGGGAUCCUGAUGGUGAAAUUGGAAGAGGAUCUCCCCUGUAGACCAGAGACCAUCUUACAGAGGGACGACCCAGUACCUGAGACCUCCCACCAGCAUUUCCGACGAUUUCGCUACCAGGAAGCAGCAAGCCCUCGUGAAGCGCUCAUUCGGCUCCGGGAACUGUGUCAUCAGUGGCUGAAGCCAGAGAGGAGAACGAAGGAGCAGAUCCUUGAACUGCUUGUGCUGGAACAGUUUCUCACCGUCCUGCCUGGAGAACUGCAGAGCUGGGUGCGGGGACAACGGCCAGAGAGUGGCGAGGAGGCAGUGACUCUGGUGGAGGGUUUGCAGAAACAGCCCAGGAGACCAAGGCGGUGGGUGACUGUCCAUGUUCACGACCAGGAAGUCCUGUCAGAGGAGUCAGCGCAUCUCGGAGCAGAGCCUGAGUUACUACCCAGUGAGCUGCAGGCUCCUGUACAGACCCCAACCCCAAAGGAAUCUCAAAAGGAGACAGCACAGAGCCCAGAUCCAGAUGUGGAGGCACCAGAAGAGCAGAGUUUGGGUCCUGAAGAGGAGCCCCAUCCACGCCAGGAGAGCGAGUGUCCAGUGCUCCAGGACCCAGACAUUCGUGAAGAAAGGAAUACUGGGGACCCAGAGAUGGUAGCCCUUCUGACUGCCCUGUCACAGGGGCUGGUAACUUUCAAGGAUGUGGCUGUAUACUUCUCCCAGGACCAGUGGAGUGAUCUGGAUCCAGCACAGAAAGAGUUCUAUGGAGAGUACGUCUUGGAAGAAGACUGUGGAAUUGUGGUUUCUCUGUCAUUUCCAAUCCCCAGACUAGAUGAGAUCUCCCAGGUUAGAGAGGAAGAGUCUUGGGUCCCAGAUAUCCAAGAGCCUCAAGAGCCUCAAGAGACAGAAAUCCUGAGUUUUACCUACACAGGAAACCAGAGUGAAGAGGAAGAAGAAUAUCCCGAGCAGGAAGAUCUGAGUUGUGAUGAUCUACAAAGGUCUGUGGUGAUAGAUCCAGAAAUUCAACCAACGCCUGAUUGGGACCUACUCUUUGGGGAUAAUCCAAGCAGACUUAAUGAAAUGAGAUUUGGUACAAAUAUUCCUCAAGCUGAUAGUUUCACAGAUCUUCAAGAAACUGUGCCCUUCCACCCCUUGUUAGAGAGUCAUCAUGACUGUCCUGUAUGUAGUAAAAACUUCACUUGCAACUCUCACCUUGUUAGACACCUGAGAACUCACACAGGAGAGAAACCCUAUAAAUGUAUAGAGUGUGGGAAAAGUUACACACGGAGCUCACAUCUUGCCAGGCACCAAAAGAUUCACAAGAUGGAGGCUUUUCAGUUUCUGAACCAGAAGAAUGUAGAUGAGACCUUACCGCUGAUCCAAACUGAGGGGACACCAUCUAUUGAGAAACCCUAUAGAUGUGACGAUUGUGGGAAACAGUUCCGCUGGGCUUCAGAUCUUGUCAGACACCAAAGGACACAUACAGGAGAAAAACCCUUUUUCUGUACUAUUUGUGGCAAAAGCUUUAGUCAGAAAUCUGUACUAACAACACACCAAAGGAUUCACCUUGGAGAUAAACCCUAUUUGUGUGGAGAGUGUGGAGAGGAUUUCCCUGACCACAAGCUGUAUCUGGCACACCAAAAAACGCAUGCAAACGAAGAACUUUACCUGUGUAACGAGUGUGGGCGGUACUUCAACCACGGUGCAGCUUUUGCCAGGCACCUGAGAGGACAUGCGUCAGUGACGCCCUCCCAAUGCCAUGAAUGUGGGAAAAACUUCAGUCGAAGAGACCACCUCGUCAGGCACCUGAGAACACACACUGGCGAGAAGCCAUUUACUUGUCCUACCUGUGGAAAAGGCUUCAGCAGAGGAUACCACUUAAUCAGGCAUCAAAGGCUUCACUCUGAAAAGACCCCCUAG